Sphaerodactylus townsendi is the source of this 1439-nucleotide messenger RNA. Its product is annotated as glutathione S-transferase 3-like. Gene Ontology annotation, molecular function: glutathione transferase activity. Gene Ontology annotation, biological process: glutathione metabolic process. The record is from RefSeq and is a predicted model, not a curated record. Lineage: Eukaryota; Metazoa; Chordata; Lepidosauria; Squamata; Sphaerodactylidae. Bases 201 to 866 code for a protein of 221 amino acids. The transcript is spliced from 8 exons.
GUAGGUGGUGCUUCUGUAAAGCAGAAGCUUUACAAACUCGAAGGCACACUUUCUCAAUGUGAAAGAAAACCGGCUUGGGCUGUGAAGAAGGUUUGUAUGGAGCAAGGGCAGCUCAGCAACACGGUUAUUCUUCUCUGAGAAUCCAUGUUCCCCCAGCCACUACAGAUUUAUACACACUAAGAAAUCAGCUCAGAAGCAACAUGUCUGAGAAACCAAAACUCACCUACUUUAAUGGCAGAGGGCGUAUGGAAUCCAUCCGGUGGUUGUUGGCAGCAGCCGGAGUUGAGUUCGUGGAAGAAUUUUUGGAAACAAAAAACCAGCUUUCGAAGCUCAUCAAAGAUGGGUGUUUGCUGUUUGAUCAAGUCCCAUUAGUGGAGAUGGAUGGGCUGAAGCUGGUCCAAACAAAGGCCAUUCUCAACUAUAUAGCCGAGAAAUACAAACUCCGUGGGAAAGACCUGAAAGACAGGGCACAAAUUGAUAUGUAUGUGGAAGGCACUAUGGAUCUAAUGGGAAUGUUUUUAAUGUAUCCAUUCUCUCCACCUGAGCAAAAAAAGACUCAGCUUGCCUCCAUCAUCGAGAAGGCCACAACCAGAUACUUUCCAGUCUAUGAAAAGGCAUUGAAACAGCAUGGGCAGCAAUUUCUUGUCGGUAAUUGCUUUAGCUGGGCAGAUGUACAACUGCUUGAAGCAAUUUUAAUGGUAGAAGAGAAAAAACCUGAUGUUCUUUCGUCAUUUCCUCAACUGCAGGCUUUCAAAGAAAGAACAAGCAACAUCCCUACUAUUAAGAAGUUCCUGCAGCCUGGGAGCCAAAGGAAACCGCCUCCUGAUGAUGCAUAUGUAGCCACUGUGAUGAGCAUUCUCGCCUAAGUAUGGCAUCAUGUGUCAAGAAUGCUUGCCAGUUCAUGUGCAAAUGCUGAAUAUCAGAAGGCAGUUAAAAUUAAAUGAUCACGUUUAUAAUUGAAAGCAGUAAGUGAGAAUGUAGAAUGCUGAGCAGUCGUCGCUUCUUUGAGUGUAGCUUGCUUUACAGAUCAUUCAGUUAUUUCAUUGAAAAUGUUAAAUAUAAAGUAAGAGAAUGUACUAUUUGUUGGAAGUGAAAAACCUGUGUGCUGUCUCCUGCCUCAGUGACAGAGGGGGGCUGAUUAGUGAGUCAGACAGCUAGAGGGGUCAAACCACUGGCCAUCCUUUUUUCUACUGAUCUGACACUAUCCCUUUGAUAUGUAGAUUGCUAUUGUUAGGGAACUUCCUUUCUUCUUCCUGCUGCUUUUCCACAAUCCACCUUUCUUGCACGCACACUUCUCCAUCUUGCAGCAUAUAGGGAGAGAUGCAGACAGCAUCUCUAUCCAUCUAGCUAGUCAGAUUAGACUACACAACCUAUCUCUCCACUUUCCUGUCUAGAAUGGAGUUCUCUAAUAAAGAUUCCUUUAUAUUCAUUUAAAAUUA